UUUCUUUUUCUUUGAAAGAGAUCAAAGAUGUGGAGCUUUCAGAAACUGUUCUUCACUCUGUGUUCAGCUCUGAGCUGUGUGCGCAGCGCUGCAGGUUUGAUCCGCGUGUUUGGAUAUGAAGGUACAGAUGUGAAGGUUUCCUGCUCGUAUCCUGAGGGAUAUGAGAGUUACCAAAAGUACCUGUGUAGGAACGACUGCGAUUACAGCGACGUCCUUAUUACAACAUCACAAACAAAUAAACCCAGACACUCCAUCUACGAUGACAAAAGGACCAGAACCUUCACAACAACAAUUUCUAACCUUCAGUCAACCGACGCUGGGAAAUACUGGUGUGGGGUGACGAGGAAUGGAAAAGAUCUCUACACCGAGGUAAAACUAGAAACGAAACAAGACAGAUGCUGCGACACGGUGAACAACAUCCAAGGUAACGAAGACGGUUCAGUGACCAUCAGCUGUCCGUACGACUCUCAGUCUGUCAACAAGCUGAAGUUCUUCUGCAGAGGAAACCGGCCCUCCACAUGUCUACAGCAGGCAGUGAUCACCUCUAGCAACACACAAGAUGGACGAUUCAGACUCUCUGAUGACAGGAAGUCAGGAAUAUUCACAGUGACCAUUUCCAGUCUGACCCUGAAGGAUUCUGGGUCGUAUCUUUGUGGAGUCCAGAGAAACUCAGGAUUUGAUGUUUUCACUGCUGUUGAGCUGGAGGUCAAAGAAUGGUGCUGUGUGAAGUCAAAGGUAAUUAGCAAAACUGCAGGACAUGAAGUAACCUUGCAGUGCCCUUAUCCCCCUAAUCACCAAAACAACAGGAAGUUCCUCUGCAGAGGAAGUCAACGCAGCAACUGCACAGACAUGAUGAAGGGUCAAAGCAGGUUCUUAGUGCACAGUGAUUUCUCCGGGGCUUUCUCGGUCAAAAUCACACAGCUGGAAGCAGGAGAUGCCGGAACGUACUGGUGCCGUUCAGAGCCAGAAUGGAACGUCGGAAAUUACACCCAGUUUCAUCUGUCUGUAGCCACAGUAGAAGAGGAACAGAACGCGGCCAAAAAGAAAACGCUCCAGGCGCUGCCAACCCAAGGCAUCACAACGGGUUAUCAGCACCAGAGCAGCACAGUGAAAACUGGCCUGACAGCUGCACCGCCGGUCUCUAAGGAACUCAUUGAAGGGCUUCCAGACGUCGCUCUCUAUUCUCUCGCUGCCGCCUUCGGUGGGCUGCUGCUGCUGCUGACUGUCAUCCUGGUCUCGGUUUUCAAGAGCAAAUGUGGCAAAGUGAAAGGAGUCGGAGUCGUUGCAGACGGAAAAAAGCUCGACUUCGUGGAAGAGCAGGAGGUGUGUGGGGGAGACGAUGUGUAUCAGAAUCAUGACUCUAUAGCGAUGAGAUCACAGCAGAUCGCCUCGUGGCAACAAAAUGCCAGCUGUCACGUCGAUGAUGUGGAUGAAGAGGAAGCCGACUACAAAAACGUCACAGCGGCUGAGGAUAUCUACUGCAACGAGGGUUUCUAUAAGUUAAAGUGAUGGAGAGCAGGUUCAGCGCUAAACCAAUACACAGAUAGUCGGUUUUAAUGUGUGGCUUCUCUGAACAUAUUCAGAGGAGAAUAUUGUCUUAUUUUAAUGUUUCUUUUUCACUGCACACAUUUGUGUUUGUGGCUUGAUUUUAUUGAAACAAUCAUAUUAUUAUCCAUACAAAAAAGCUACCUGUUACCCACUUGUAAAUACAAGCAAACAAGUAGAGAUGAAAGGAACACACAUCUUAUUAACAGUUAUAUUUCGCAUAUAUAUAUAUAUAUAUGUACAUUAUGUUUAUAUGUAUUAUUCUGUAUUAGUGACAGUUUACUAUCAUUGUCGUUCAAUCAAAUGUGACACAAAAGUAAAUCACAGGUUUCACAUCUAAUUUUUGACCUGAAAAUGUGACUAAAGGAAAAAUAAUAGGAGC
This is a messenger RNA of Poecilia latipinna (sailfin molly), 1927 nucleotides long. RefSeq names its product polymeric immunoglobulin receptor-like. Gene Ontology annotation, cellular component: plasma membrane. The transcript is spliced from 9 exons. The record is from RefSeq and is a predicted model, not a curated record. The coding region runs from base 28 to 1509 and encodes 493 amino acids. NCBI's taxonomy places the organism in Eukaryota, Metazoa, Chordata, Actinopteri, Cyprinodontiformes, Poeciliidae. Gene Ontology annotation, molecular function: transmembrane signaling receptor activity.